AUGCGUGCCGCUCGCGUCUGCGUCGUCCCCGCUCGACCGAUCCACCGCCCCGCGGACUCACGCGGUCGAUCUCUCACCGCUAGUGGGCGCGACUCACAUCUCCCCAAGCUCUAUAUUCCCGCUGACGGGCAAGGAGAGUCCCCGGAACAGAAGGCAGCGAAGACGCUUCGCAGGCUCUUCACCUGGGUUGCUAUCAGAGUCGUCCAAUCCCACCUCGAGGGCGCCGGGAACGACGGAGGUUUCGCACCGCAGGCGACGAACAGGGACGGGACGUGCGGUUCUCCAGAUUACGACGAUUUACGAAAGGCGAUGGAAAGCAUUCCGUUGGGCGAUGGGGACGAGUGGUUGGACGCGUUCAUGUCGGUGAACCCAGAGGUGUGCCUGCGGAUCAUCGUCGCCAGAGAGACGUACGUGAAAGAGUUCGAUUACGAGCAAGCACGAUCGAUCACGGAGGACAUGAUCGCAAAGGGGAACGCGCAGCUAAUGAAGAGGCACGCGACCCGGAGCUUCGGAGCGCUGGAGUGA
Ostreococcus tauri is the source of this 525-nucleotide messenger RNA. RefSeq names its product unnamed product. Lineage: Eukaryota; Viridiplantae; Chlorophyta; Mamiellophyceae; Mamiellales; Bathycoccaceae. Gene Ontology annotation, molecular function: protein folding chaperone. The coding region runs from base 1 to 525 and encodes 174 amino acids. The transcript has a single exon. The record is from RefSeq and is a predicted model, not a curated record. Gene Ontology annotation, biological process: ribulose bisphosphate carboxylase complex assembly.